AUUUUAAGGAUGUAGUAUGCAUCCAUUAGUUAACUUGAUGGCAGAUGCUCAGCGGGAGCACCAGUCCCAUAUUCGCCGCGCUGUGUAUUCUGGGAACACACAGUAGUUUCAAGAUGGCGGCGAGCAGGAGGCUGGCCAAGGAACUUGACGAGAUUCGCAAGUCUGGAAUGAAAAACUUCAGAAACAUUCAAGUUGAGGAAUCAAACCUAUUGUCAUGGCAGGGGCUCAUUGUUCCUGACAACCCUCCUUAUGACAAAGGUGCGUUCAGAAUCGAAAUCAUUUUCCCAACCGAGUACCCUUUCAAGCCUCCCAAGAUCACAUUCAAGACAAAGAUCUACCACCCCAAUAUUGAUGAGAAGGGCCAGGUGUGCUUGCCUGUGAUCAGUGCAGAGAACUGGAAGCCUGCCACCAAAACUGACCAAGUGAUUCAGUCCCUCAUUGCGCUGGUGAACGACCCCCAGCCGGAGCACCCUCUAAGGGCAGACCUAGCAGAAGAAUACUCAAAGGACCGUAAAAAAUUCUUGAAGAACGCUGAAGAGUUUACAAAGAAACACGGCGAGAAGCGGCCAAUGGACUGAUGACCUGACGAUCGUGUAGCCCUCUCUCUGUCUCCUCUUUCUCCCCCCCUCUCCUUCUAUCUCACUCGCCCAACCAAACACAGAUCUCCCUCUUACCUCCCUGCCCCCCCCCCCCCCACCCCCCCCCCCCGCUCAUACCCCCCUCCCCUCCGUCAUACCGGUCCUCCCUGCAGUCCAGGAGCUGCCCAGCUGAAACCCGGCAGUGGCAGUCUCACCGUCCCCCCCUCAUCCAGGACUCUCUGUGGAUCAGACAGCUUCCUCCCCUCCCCUCCCUCCUCCUCCUCCUGCUCGGCCAUAAAUCUCCAGACCAUUUCUAACUUUUUACUCUUUUCUUAAUGGGGAAAAAUGGGAAAAAAUAGCUAAGGGAACAUGAUGUUCCGAUGAGGAGUUAGAUGGAAAUCCGGAGUAAUUUUUUCAUUUUUCUGUUUGCUUUUCCUCUAUAGACAACUCUUGUGUUAAAUAGAUGACCACUUAGACAUGAUUUUUCUGAAGUAUCUUAUUUUUUGGUAAAACAGGUCGAUUACUCGUCCUUUUUCUUUUGGCCCACCCUUGAUAAUAUUUGAGGCUUAAAACACGAAGGUGACAGACAGAACAGAGGCUGUAGGUAGGACGUUCGAAGUGUCCCCUUACUCACCUCCACUGCUUCUAGACUUGCACUGUACUCUACGGGACAAUCCCUUACCCCUCCCACCCCCACCCCCAACAAACAGUGGCAGACCAUACUUCAAUUGAUUGGUUAGAGCUGAACAUGCUACAGAAGAUUCCUGUUUGUUGAUGAAACCAAAUUGCUUUCCAAACAUGCAGUUAUCUUCCGUCCCCACAUUGGACAGGAAAUGGAGUGGUACCAUGCCGUUAAAACGCUUCUUUCCAUAUUCAUAAUUCUUUCUCCCCUAAAUACUUUGGAUUGGCACAUGAUAUUUAAAAUUGGAAACGUGGGAAGGUUGUUAAUUGAAAUCUUUCUCACAUAUUUUCCCCCAAUAUAACCCCCGUCCCCCCCAUCCCCUUUACCACAUUGCAACAUAAUGUCAGCUGCCCUGCUGUGAAGGACAUAACUUGUCGAGAGGGGGGGUGGGGGGGAGCUGGAGAAGGAUGCACUCGGCUGGAAUGAAGCUCAGCUCCUGGAGGCGGUCUUAGUAUCGGGCACCUUGGAGGCAGCUGGGAGAGAGCUGGCUGCCGGGGGUGUGUCGGGACACGGGAAGGGACUGCAGUGGCCAAAACACCACCAUGUAACAGCUGUAUGAUCUGGUCCCAAUAUUGUUUCAUAAUAAAGAUGGCUAACCAUUUGGCCUCACUGUC
This is a messenger RNA of Eleginops maclovinus (Patagonian blennie), 1874 nucleotides long. RefSeq names its product ubiquitin-conjugating enzyme E2L 3b (gene ube2l3b). NCBI's taxonomy places the organism in Eukaryota, Metazoa, Chordata, Actinopteri, Perciformes, Eleginopidae. The transcript has 4 exons. The coding region runs from base 45 to 578 and encodes 177 amino acids. The record is from RefSeq and is a predicted model, not a curated record.